Oryzias melastigma (Indian medaka) is the source of this 2130-nucleotide messenger RNA. RefSeq names its product ETS domain-containing transcription factor ERF-like. Gene Ontology annotation, molecular function: DNA-binding transcription factor activity, RNA polymerase II-specific; sequence-specific DNA binding. Lineage: Eukaryota; Metazoa; Chordata; Actinopteri; Beloniformes; Adrianichthyidae. The coding region runs from base 738 to 1511 and encodes 257 amino acids. The record is from RefSeq and is a predicted model, not a curated record. Gene Ontology annotation, biological process: cell differentiation; regulation of transcription by RNA polymerase II. Gene Ontology annotation, cellular component: nucleus. The transcript is spliced from 6 exons.
UAUUGUUUGUUUGUUUAUUUGUUUGAAUAUGUUGAUUUGUUUAUUUAAUUUACAAGUUAGUUAGUUUUUUAAAUAUCAGCCCUCUUGAGAUGGUGCUCAUCUCGUUUUCAAGGUUUUUUUUAUUCAUUAAAAGGAAAUAGGAGAUGAAUAUAUUUAAUCAUUCUUUGAAAAUAAUAAUAGUUUUCUUCAAAAUACAUCAGAUAUCUAUUUAAAGUGUAACUUCCUUGAUCAUUUUUGGUUUUUUUUGUUUGAAUUUUGCUUUUUUUGUAGAAACAUGUCAUUUCUUUAACCUCUUUAGAUCCUAGCAUAGACUUAUACGGUGUUACAGUCAAUGGAUCCGAGCUAAUAUUUGAGCUAACCCUCUACCUGUACGGUCACAAGGGACCAGUUAAACGCUGUGGUAACAUAAGCCAAAAUGUGAUGUCUAAGUGUUUGUUUAUUUGUUAGUUAGUUAGUUAGUUUUUUGUCUCUUUAAGAAAUGGCAGACAUCAUUUAGAGUUCAAUUUUCAUCCUGGAUUUGGUCCUUUAAUUCUCAGUCUGGAGAGAGACAGAGAGCGGGGGGGCAAAAGGGUAUCUGUGUGUGGUGGUGGUGGUGAGUGGGGGGUAGAUGAGAUAGAGGGUUUAAGAUUCGGCCCAUCCAUCCUUCAGUCCUCCCAGACUUGAAGUUGGCCGGGGGACAAAGUGAACAUUGUUACUCUUCUGACGAAGGCUCUUCAUCAUCAUCUUCUCCAAUCAAGAUGCAGUGUGGCUGCAGCUCUCCACCCGGACACUUCCCGUCACCUUGCUGGAGCAGAACAGUGCUGUUUCCAGACUGGGCCUACAAACCCGCCUGGUCCCCCGGCUCCAGGCAGGUGCAGCUGUGGCACUUCCUGCUGGAGCUGCUGGGUCGCGGCGAGGGCGGGGCCAUUGGCUGGGGAGGGGAAUGGGGGGAGUUUGUGAUCAGGGACCCCGAGAAGCUGGCCAGGCUGUGGGGGGAGAGGAAAGGCAAACCGCACAUGAACUACGACAAACUCAGCCGGGCCCUCAGAUAUUACUACAACAAACGCAUCCUGCACAAGACCAAAGGGAAAAGGUUCACCUACAGGUUCAACUUCAGCAAACUCAUCCUGGUCAACUACCCAGGAUACCCGGCACCGCUCUGCCAUCAGCUGGUCCACGGCGCCCUGCUUCCCUUCCCUUUCUUCCCGGCUGAAAGCAGCCGUCCUCUCUGCGGAGGGUCAGCGGAGGACAGAGCCGUGCAGCCUCUGCCUCACCCCUUCUUACUCCCCGUUCCCAAACCCAUCGCAGCUCCUCGAGCUCUCCAUGGCCCGUUUCCCUUCAUCUCCUCUUCUGGGCGUCCGGGGGUCAGCCGGGAUGAUCCGUGUGAAUCAAACUUUAUCGGUAACGCGUGGCCUCCGAGGGGCACCACAGGGUGGGACGUGAGCCCCCACAUCCAGCAGAGCCUGUUUGGAGCAGAGAAGCUGACGGAAAAUCAGAAGGAGGAGCAGAGAGUGGAAAAAGAUGAAGAAUGAAAAAGUUAUCAUAAUGGACAUCUUUGUUUUACUUGCUUUUAGCUGAUUGUGAUAUUUACUUUGUUUUCUGUAUUUGUGAUUGCAAAUAGACAAUCUUUGUAGCUAUUUAUUCAGUCAAGAGUUUCCGUAUUUUAUGUAUGGAAGUAUUGCCAGACUAGCUUUGUCAGCACUUUACACCUCACCUGGGACAUGGGGCGUGUGUUAGGGUGGACCAAAUAAAACAGCACACUCAGCUUACAUUAUCCAACUAUUUGUCUGACAUUUCACCAGCCUUGUUCAGACGUCGACAGGAGCUCCAUAAAUUGUGCAGAAAAAAACUCCCCCUACUGCAUGCAGUUACAACUCCAACACAGUAGAGGGCAGUAAGUGUUUCAAUGGUCAGGUUUUUCCUCAGAGCAUUUGCCGGGAAAAGCUAACCAUAAAAGACAUCUCACUCUGAUUAUUUUACUAAAAUCUACAUUCUUUGUUGUUUAAGUUUAAAGGUUUACUUCAUAAAAUAUUACUGUAUUAACCCACACCAACACAAGUGUUUUAAUUUUCAAAAGACUUUGUUUAGCUGCUGGUAUUUUACAUACUGUUUUAGAUGUAUUUUUUGUGUCAAUUGUCCCAAGUCGGAUUG